Molecule: messenger RNA, 3831 nt
Organism: Sapajus apella (tufted capuchin)
Lineage: Eukaryota; Metazoa; Chordata; Mammalia; Primates; Cebidae
Gene: METTL6
Product: methyltransferase like 6
Exons: 6
Coding region: 278-1132 (284 amino acids)
Source: RefSeq, a predicted model, not a curated record
CGGGUCCCCAGCGGAAGUGGCGGGGGCGGUGCCAUGGCAAAAGAACUCCUCCGGGAGAAUCCCAAUGCGAGGUCCUCAGGAUUGGCUCAGAGUUGUGCUGCGAUGCCACCCAUAUUCUGCCUCCGAAGCUUGAGGCUGGCUGUGGGCACCCUAUGCUGUUUGAGGCGUGAAACUCACCUGAGGAAAUGCAUCUGAUCCAUUAUUAGCAUGGAUUUAUAUUAUUUGGGGAUGGAGAAUCUUCAGCUGCCUUAAGUUUCUGUUACCGUCAGUUUCUGAGAUGGCUUCUUUGCAAAGGAAAGGGCUGCAGGCAAGGAUUCUCAGCUCUGAAGAAGAGGAGAAACUGAAAAGAGACCAAACUUUGGUGUCUGAUUUUAAACAGCAAAAAUUGGAACAAGAGGCUCAGAAAAACUGGGAUCUUUUUUACAAAAGAAAUAGCACUAAUUUCUUCAAAGAUAGACACUGGACCACCAGAGAGUUUAAGGAGCUAAGAUCAUGUAGAGAGUUUGAAGAUCAAAAGUUAACAAUGCUUGAAGCUGGCUGUGGGGUUGGAAACUGUUUAUUCCCACUUUUAGAAGAAGAUCCGAAUAUCUUUGCCUAUGCCUGUGAUUUUUCUCCAAGAGCAGUUGAAUAUGUUAAGCAAAAUCCUUUAUAUGACACAGAAAGAUGCAAGGUAUUCCAGUGUGAUCUGACGAAAGAUGAUCUUCUGGAUCAUGUACCAACAGAAUCUGUGGAUGUUGUUAUGUUGAUAUUUGUGCUCUCAGCUAUUCAUCCUGAUAAGAUGCACCUUGUCUUACAAAACAUUUACAAGGUAUUAAAACCAGGAAAAAGUGUCUUGUUUCGUGACUACGGGCUGUAUGAUCAUGCCAUGCUUAGGUUUAAAGCCGGCAGCAAACUUGGAGAAAACUUUUAUGUUAGACAAGAUGGGACCAGAUCAUAUUUUUUUACUGAUGCAUUCCUGGCCCAGCUCUUUAUGGACACAGGUUAUGAAGAAGUGGUAAACGAGUAUGUGUUUCGAGAGACGGUGAAUAAAAAAGAAGGCCUGUGUGUGCCGAGAGUUUUCCUUCAGAGCAAAUUUCAAAAGCCUCCUAAGAACCCAUCUCCUGUGAUCCUGGGCCUGGAUCGUAAGUCCUGACCUUUCAUGAGGAUGGCAUUCAUACCUCCCCUUGAAGAGGAAAUUUAAAAUUACUGUUUUGGCCGGGCACGGUGGCUCAUGCCUGUAAUCCCAGCACUUUGGGAGGCCGAGGUGGGGGGAUCACCUGAGGCCAGGAGUUCGAGACCAACCUAGCCAACAUGUUGAAACCCCAUCUGUACUAAAAAUACAAAAAAAUUAGCCGGGCACGGUGGCGGGUGUGUGUAAUCCCAGCUACUUGGGAGGCUGAGGCAGGAGAGUCGCUUGAAGCUGAGAGGCGGAGGUUGCAUUGAGCCGAGAUCAUGCCACUGCACUCAGCCUGGGCAACAGAGUGAGACCCUGUUUCAUAAAUAAAUAAAUAAAUAAAUAAAAUUACUCUUUUUACUUUAUAUAUUUUUUGAGACAGGAUCUUGUGGUGUUCAGGCUGGAGUGCAAUGGUGUGAUUGCAGCUCAUUGUAGCCUUGACCUCCCUGGGCUCUAGUAAUCCUCCUGUCUCAGGCUCCUGAGUAGUUAGGACUACAGGUGUCGGCCACCAUGCCUGGCCCUUAAUUUUUUUUAAUGAGUAGGUGUGGUAGUCCACCUUUAUCCAUGGUUUCACGUAACACAGUUUCAAUUACCUGUUUUCAACAGCAGUCAGUUACUUAGAUAUUUUGAGGUAAGUUAUAGGCUCAUGACUAUAACCCCAGCAUUUUGGGAGGCUGAGGCCAGGAGAACGCCCAGGCGUUCAAGACCAGUGUGGGCAACAUGGUGAAACCCUGUCUCUAUAGAAAAUACAAAAAUUAGCCAGACAUGGUGGCAUGUGGCUGUAGUCCCAGCUGGGGUGGGAGGAUGGCUUGAGCCUGGAAGGUGGAGGUUGCAGUAAGUCGAGAUCAUGCUAUUGCACUGCAGCCUGGGCAACAAAGCGAGAAUGUGUCUCAAAAAAAAAAAAAGAUAUUUUGAAGGAGAUAUCACAUUCACAUAGCUUUAUUACAGUAUAUUGUUAAAAUUGUUCUUUUGUUAGGAUUUGGUGCCAUCUGUGAUUUCAGGCCACCACUGGGGGUUUUGAAACAUAUCUCCCACAGAUAAGGGGGAACUACUAUGUACUUUUUGUAUUAAAGAAUAGGAAGUGUAUGUGUGUGUGUUAAGGACCUGUAAAUAAAACUUCAAGGCCUGAAAAGUAAUGAAAGUUUUAUAGAAUGACAUAAUUUAGCCAUGUCGUUCACUGUAAAAUUCCACAAAGAAAAGCCUAAGGAGUCCGUAGUACGUAGAGAUCCGUGUCAUUACUCAUGUGACUCUGUGAGUGUUCCCCUCCUCCAGGCAGCAUGUCAAACGGACAGUGUGGAGAAAAAUGAGGCCAAGUAGACUAAAAUAAGAUACUCAUACAUAUUUUUAGCCUAAAGGAUUGUUCUCUCUUCUUUUUCCAGUGUCAUAUUUGCCCAUUGGUCUCUACUUUAGUUCAUUUAUAUAUUUCUCAAAACCAGUUUUCCACAAAUACCACUUUUGCUCUGUCUGUGCUCAAGAACUCUCCAUGGCUCCCUGCCUGAUUGUUGAGACCCCCUAUCAUUGGGCCAGUUCCUUGCCACACUGUUUGCCCUGGGAGAGAGAGGGGAUGGCUACCACCUGUCCUCCCCUCUGCUCCAUUUGUCCAGUGCUGCUUCUCUAAGAUGGCUGGUGUCUAGUUUAGAGUUAGAAUUUCAGAGUUGAGAGGGGCGUUAGAAUGGACUGUUCCAGCUCCCUCUUGGUAAAUGAGGAAGCAGUAGCAAAAGGUAAAUGAUGAGCCCAAAGCCGUGUAGCUAGUGUUGUGGAAUAUGGGAAAAUCCCUAAGUUGGUCUACUGACCUGCUUCCCAAUCAUUGCCUUAUAAUGACUUUUCCUCUGUGAAGUAAAAUCCAAGUUCUUUUGUCCUGCUCACAAGAGUUAAGCCUGUAAACCUUUCUGUUUGCCUUUCUGUAGAAAGCUGUUUGUGAGAACACCGUCUUGAGUACGUAACUGGACUGUGUGCAGCAGGCCUGGGCCCUUCAACUCCAACCACGUCUGGAGGAUGGGUUCCAGAUUGAAGGGUUUGAUAAUAGUCAUAGUUACUGUACAAUCAGAAUAAAUCCCCCUGGCUCCUGAAGAGAAGAGGGACAGGCAGCAGGGCUCAGACUGUGCUUGCUGGGCUUUGUGAUUCUGCCAUCAGUCCUCAACUUCUUGGAAGGCGCUGAUAGAACUUAUAAAGAAAGAGGACCUAAAGGGGUCCUCACUGGCCUUCUCACAGUGAGAGUCCAGCCCUGCCCAAAAGCAGCCUCAAGGUCCCUGCUUUCAGUCCAGUGCUCUCUCCCAAAGCCCCAUCCACCAAGUGAACCCCACUUCAGCUUCAGCUCCAGAUGCUAUCCCCUCCACAGUAGUCCUUUCACUUGUGUCUCUGCUAAGUCUGGUCAAUGUUUCUUGGAUUUUAGUGGCUAGCUGGAUAAAGACAGGCCAUUUAAAGUAGAAAAGUGGGAGCUUGGGUGAUGUAGCAAGACCCCAUCUCUAUGGAAAAAAAAAAAAAAAAAAAAAAAAAAAAGAAAAUUAGCCAGGUGUAGUGGUGUACUCCUGUAGUCCCAGCUACUCAGGAGACUGAGGUUAAAGGAUUGCAUGAGCUUAGGAGUUAGAGGCUGCAGCAAUGGAGUGAGCCAUUAUCACUCCACUGUAUUACAGCCUGGGUGCAGAGCGAGACCCUGUCUCCAAUUAAAAAAAAAAAAG